AUGGCCCCAAAGAAUCGUUGGGUUGAACGAACUGAUGGGUUGUGUGGUUACAAUAGUGGCAACGUCGGCCUACCGGUUCCGACCAGUGAUACCACCCCUUCACCGUUCGCCCUCGUUCCACCAGAUUUAAAAUCCAGCACGUCUGGAUUCCCAAUCAGUCGCUCAUCGCUCCGGAUUCGGUUGGAUGAACACCCCUGUUUCUCUUCGGACGACGGAGACGAAGAAGAUGAGCAACCAGAUAGCGAAGAAGAACAGUGGCCGAUCACACGCUGCGAUCCACGAGAGGCCAAGAAGGCCCUGGAUUCGUUCAACGUCCCUCACCUCGUACCUGAUGACGAUCCAGUGCUCAUUUGGGAGCAGCAAGAACGGCAGUCGACCUACCAACUUUCCAUCCAAAAUGCGACGGCCCGUCGGCGACACUUUGAAGGCAUUCAUGUGCGCACACUAGCCCAGGCGCACGAGAACAACGAGCAACAGCACAAGCAGCAGAUGAACGAGCUCAGUGAAGUGCUGGCCCGGAUAGGCCUCGACAAGGAGAGAGAGAUGCGGCUUGUCGCGCAGGAGUUCGAGAAACGCGAACGCGAACGCGCCCGGGUCUUCGAGGCCUUGAUUUCUAAGGCCGAGAAACUCGAGCAGGAAGAGCUCCUCAGACUUAAUCGUAUCCGCCAGGAAGAGGCCGCCCGCAAGGCAGAACUCGAGCGCCAAGAACUCGUUAAACAACAACAGCUCGAGGUACGCAAGCUCAAAGAGGCAGAGACCAAGCGCCAGCAGGAGCAGGAACAUAAGGAUACACUGGAACGUCAGAAGAAAGAGGCAGAAGAACGGAAAAUCUCUGAGGCCCAGGCUUCAAGCAUCAAGACGGUUCGGGAUGAUUACGAGAAAUGGUACACCACCAUUCAACAAUUCAAAACCGCCGUCUUACCCACCGUAUCUGCUAGCGAAUCUUUCAAGACGCUAUGUAGACAAGCCAAAAGGAGAAUUACUCCCAAAGUGGGCCAAUUAACCAACGGCUCCCGUCAAAUCGAGAAAGUGAUUCUAGAAGUAGGCGGAGUGCUAAAUGAGACUCGGAAGCACGACGAGAGCGUGUUCUUAUGGGCGUGCAACCAUCUGGCGAAGGCGGUGAUCAGACAAGCGGAGACGGAAGUGACGGCGAAGCUGAGCACAGUGUAUCCACUAGCACGGCUAGUAGUUGGCCUGAUGAUGAUUGGGUAUCCGGAGGUGGGGACGAUCCUGAUGGGCCGACUGGUGAAAAAGUGCUAUCUCGUGGCGGCCUAUCGCCCGUUACCGAGCGAAGGGCAGUCCGAGACGGACUACCGGAAACAGCUCGGCUACCUGCCGGAGAGUUCGAACCGGGAGGAGAGCCGGGUGCAGUACAACAACCGGAUGGCCGGCCUGGUCGCCCUCUUUGCCGCCAUCAAGCAAACUGACCCUUCCGACGUCGUGCCCAGUCUCAAAAACGUGCCCAAGCAGGAACAGAUCAACCGGAUCCCGCCCGAGCUGCGGCUGGACUCGAGCUGGAAAUGGCUCGCCAAUGUCCUCAAACCACCCCUCAUAGGACUCACCGUCACCCCUCGAGUGCUCGCCUCGUUCUUGGAAGUCGCUGGCGAACGACUCUUCCAAGUCUACGGUAUCCAGUUUGUCAAGCUCCUCAAAGCCGUCCUCCACCACGGGAUCCUCACCCCUCAUCCGACGCUCAGAUUUAACUGGAACGAUAUCGACUGCAAGCCUUCGAUCUUUCAGCUCCAGGGCCUCAUCGAAGACUUCCUCAAUAAAGGAAAACUCAGCCCCGAUCCGAAUCUUAACCCCACCGGCCGCUUCUAUCAAUUAACUCAUGACUGA
Puccinia triticina is the source of this 1839-nucleotide messenger RNA. RefSeq lists its product as uncharacterized. The record is from RefSeq and is a predicted model, not a curated record. Gene Ontology annotation, cellular component: nuclear pore cytoplasmic filaments; nuclear pore; cytoplasm. Gene Ontology annotation, molecular function: inositol hexakisphosphate binding; phospholipid binding; translation initiation factor binding. The coding region runs from base 1 to 1839 and encodes 612 amino acids. The transcript is spliced from 2 exons. NCBI's taxonomy places the organism in Eukaryota, Fungi, Basidiomycota, Pucciniomycetes, Pucciniales, Pucciniaceae. Gene Ontology annotation, biological process: poly(A)+ mRNA export from nucleus; regulation of translational initiation; regulation of translational termination.